UGCUUUGAAGAUCUGGUGAAAGGGUUUGUGUCUGAGUAUCCAGUCAGUUUUAUUUUCAGAUGUGAGUUUACCUGUAAGGUCGCUCAACGUUGAUUACAGUGGCUUUACUUUGAAAUUAUGACCGGAAUUUGUUUUGUUUUUUGUGGUUGACUUGACGGACUCGUUGUACGUGAAAGUGAAACUAAAAUGUACCCGGAGUUGAAGGGGAAACCCACAAUUCAAACAAGACUGUUCGUACCAUAGCAGCAAAGAGUACCUGACAAUAACGUGAAGACAACAAUCAUGACAGACUUCUCUACAAUCUACAAACUGUCCCUGGUUGCUGCUUUCUGCUUCAUUAAAGCCUGCAGCAGCAGCUGUCCAGUGCUGGACUGCUGGUUCGUGCAGGAGAAAGCCGGUCGAGGAGGAGGUUUAACUGCAGCUACAAGCCAGGAAAAAUCCCUGCUUCACGUCAGAACAGAUGCACACAGCCACGCUGCAGAGUCCCAACCGGCUCCAUCCGACAUCAACCCCGACAGAGUCUACUUUGUCACAGACCCAGCUGCCACUCUUUGCCACCGCUGUCUGAACCCUCCCAGAGGCUCUGUUAAGAAGCCCCAGUGUGAGAUCAACCCCUUCCUGCCGCAGCCGUCCACCCUCAAAUGGGUUGCUCCUCUCACAGCCUCCGCCUUAAGCCCCAUGUAUUUGCAAGCUGUUUGGUUUUCAACCGCCGUUCAGGGCCUGAACAAAGAGCUGGCCGUUUCCUCUAUCAUGCGUGCUCCCACAGCAACCAAAGAGCACAAUGUGAUCCUCAGUGUUACCAGUAAAACAGUCUCAGUGCAGUCCAGACUGGGGGAACCAGUGCUGCUGGACUGUGGCUUCUGGGCCGACCCCUCCUCGCCUCUCUCCAGGUUGGGUUUUGCUGUAGAGUGGCGCUACCAGUUCAGAGGUGAUGGGCGAUUGGUUCUGGCCUACGAUGGCAAAGCGGACCGCUUGGCUGAUACGCAAGAGGAAGGGGCCACACUGGACUUUGAGAGUUUGCAUGAGAAAGGAAACGCGUCUCUGAUCCUGCAGGAGGCUAAAGUUCGUCACUCUGGGAUGUAUAUUUGUACAGUUUAUCUGCCCUACCUUGUGGCUCAGGUGGCAGUGGAGCUUGAGAUUGUAGAACCUCCAUCUCUCUCCAUCCACCCGUCCCCUCUGCCCCUCGCUGUUCCCGGCCAGGCUUUGACAGUCCAGUGUGAGGCGUCUGGCUUUGCCCCCCUCUCCCUGGAACUGAGCUGGGAGUUUAAAGGCGCUGAUGGGAAGUCCAGGCCUCUGGGAUCAGGCAGUGUAACGGGCCACAAGCAGGCCUGGGAUGGAACUUAUAGCCAGAGUUCCCGGCUGGAGCUCGACACAACUAAGCUGGACCUGGGCAGAGGAGGGGAGGUCACCUGUGUGGCUGUCCAUCUCGGAAGCACACGACGGGCCAGCACGACCGUCAACAUCGUUGGAUUCAGCACUCCCACCAUUGAGGACUCAAUGGCAAUGGUUGGUGUAGCGCUAGUGCUCUACGGUCUAAUCAAGUUUGUCUCUUGGACCUUUACUAGCUCAGGCUCAGAUGAGGCUGGUCAACAAGACAAGAAAGACAAGUAAAGAAGAAUGAAGUCAACUGCUGUGAAAGUGUGAUACUGAAUCAACAAACCUGAUUGUUUUGACAUCUUGGCUAGGGUUUCAGGGGUGACUAUCCUCGUGUUUAAGCAGACAGUUAUGCCAUUUGUUUUUUGAAGCUUGCAUGAUGAUAAGUCUGUGUAAACUUUACCUUUUAGAGUUGUUUUUCCCCACAGAUCCUGUUGUUUUGUUCACUAUUUUGCUCAAAUAGUAAUAAUACUUUGGGAUAAACUUACUGUUCUGCUAAGAUUUCAGUGAGAAUUUACUGAACAGGGCCUCUGUCUAAACAUAAUAUUUCUUUAAUUGUCCUUUUGAGGGCAAUUUAGCUGUUAUAUCAUAUUGGCCUCCCACUGUUUACAUAAUGUAUCUUGUCAUGAACACUGGAAAAGGGCCAGAAACUUCCAGGAAUUUUGAAACGAUAAUGUGAUUAAACGUCAACUUCAAUUUGGUGAUGAUAAUGCUUCCAUAUGAUGCACAUAGAUAAUAGUUUUUUUGGCUAUGUUUAUAUGUUUAUUAACAGUUGUAUUUGAGGGAGUAGAGACAAACCUCUGUGUGUGUGUGUGUGUGUGUGUGUGUGUGUGUGUGUGUGUGUGUGUGAGUGAAAGAAAUAGAA
Epinephelus fuscoguttatus (brown-marbled grouper) is the source of this 2239-nucleotide messenger RNA. It is a transcript of the gene tapbp.1, whose product is annotated as TAP binding protein (tapasin), tandem duplicate 1. The coding region runs from base 283 to 1611 and encodes 442 amino acids. NCBI's taxonomy places the organism in Eukaryota, Metazoa, Chordata, Actinopteri, Perciformes, Serranidae. The record is from RefSeq and is a predicted model, not a curated record. The transcript is spliced from 8 exons.